CGGUCCGUCUGUUCCCCCUCCCCAGUCCCGGCGGGCCGGGCCGCUGUCUCUCCGCUGCCGGGGGCAGAAGAAGGAGGAGGAGGGACCCGCCCCCCCCCGGGGUGUGUCCCACUAAUGGCGUCGGACAGCGACACCGAGGAGUUCUACGAUGCCCCCGAGGACGUGCACCUGGGGGGUGCCUACCCUGCCGGGUCCCCAACAAAGAUUGGGUUUCCAACCUUGAAGGAGACAGAUAGCAUUAAACAUAAGGUUGGAAAUGAGUCCGUUGUUCAAGAAUUGAAACAGGAUGAUUCCAAGAUUAUUGACAGUAUUAUUGAGGAGAGUCAGAAGGUCCAGCAGCUUGAAGAUGAACCUUUGGAUUCCAAGGGAAUAGAACAUUCUGAUCCAGAAUCAACUACAAGUACUCUGGUUGUUGGAACAGACCUUCUGAGCAAUAUUCCUGGACUUUCAGCCACAGAUCAGGUGUCACAAGAUGUUAAAAAAAGAGAAAAGCAGAAUACAUUUAAGGAAACCAAAUCCGAUGCUAGCAAAGAUCCUUGUGCUUAUUAUGAAAGUGUCUCUGAGAAGCAAGUUAGUGAAACUGUUCAGGUAAUAAAAGUCAGUUCAACUGAUGAGCAUACUGUAAUGGAAACCGAAGCAGCAGCAACCAAAAAUGAAGAAGAAAUAAAACAGACUGACAUUUUAGAACAGGUAUCCACGGACUUCUUCCCUCCCAAAGAUGUAGCUGCAGCAGAAGAAACGGCUCCUGUCAAGCCCCCAAGGCAUAUUCCUGUAGAGCCCGAUAUCGUGGCAAGCACUAAGAAGCCUGUCCCAGCUCGGCCUCCCCCCCCAACCCAUCUCCCUCCACCCAGACCCCCCCCUCCUGCCCGGCCUAAUCCUCCGCCCCGGAAAAAGAAAAAUGAAUUGGAGUUGGAGACUCUGAAAUCGUCAGAGCUAGAAGUUCCUACAGAGAAUUUUGCAUCUGGUAGUGCCUUGACUCCUGGUACGUCUUCCGAAUGCCAGCCCAAGGAUGCACAACCUUCCCUUGAUUUGGCGAGUGCAACCAGUGGAGAGAAAAUUGUCACUGACCAGGAAAAUGGAAAAGCAUCUGAUGGGCCGACAGUAGCAGGGGAGAUGAUGGGUCCUCAAAGACCAAGGUCCAAUUCUGGAAGAGAACUUACUGAUGAGGAAAUUUUGGCCAGUGUAAUGAUUAAGAACCUUGACACAGGAGAAGAAAUACCUUUGAGCCUUGCAGAAGAGAAAUUGCCUACAGGGAUUAAUCCGCUCACCCUACACAUUAUGAGAAGGACUAAGGAAUAUGUGAGUAAUGAUGCAGCACAGUCAGAUGACGAAGAGAAGAUCCAGUCCCAGCAAACAGAUACCGACGGCGGAAGGCUAAAACAGAAGACGACUCAGCUCAAAAAGUUCUUAGGAAAAUCAGUGAAAAGAGCCAAACACCUUGCUGAAGAAUAUGGCGAGCGUGCUGUAAAUAAAGUUAAAAGCGUUCGAGACGAAGUGUUCCAUACUGAUCAAGAUGAUCCUUCGUCAAGUGAUGAUGAAGGAAUGCCAUACACAAGACCAGUGAAAUUCAAAGCGGCCCAUGGAUUCAAAGGACCUUAUGACUUCGAACAGAUCAAAGUGGUUCAAGAUCUUAGUGGUGAACACAUGGGAGCGGUUUGGACCAUGAAGUUUUCACACUGUGGACGAUUACUUGCUUCAGCUGGACAAGACAACGUUGUGAGGAUAUGGGCAUUAAAAAAUGCUUUUGAUUAUUUCAACAACAUGCGAAUGAAAUACAAUACAGAAGGACGCGUAUCCCCUUCACCUUCUCAAGAAAGUCUGAAUUCAUCCAAAUCUGACACCGAUGCAGGAGUGUACAGCGGUGCUGAUGAGGACCCGGAUGAUAAGAAUGCACCGUUUCGGCAGAGGCCCUUUUGCAAAUACAAAGGACACACGGCAGAUCUUCUUGAUCUUUCCUGGUCUAAAAACUACUUCUUGCUUUCUUCUUCCAUGGAUAAAACCGUCAGGUUAUGGCACAUUUCCAGAAGAGAAUGCCUCUGCUGUUUUCAACAUAUAGACUUUGUCACCGCUAUCGCGUUCCAUCCAAGAGACGACCGGUAUUUUCUGAGUGGGUCCUUGGAUGGAAAACUCCGACUCUGGAACAUUCCUGACAAAAAAGUGGCGUUGUGGAAUGAGGUGGAUGGCCAAACCAAGCUGAUCACGGCCGCCAAUUUCUGUCAGAAUGGCAAAUAUGCCGUCAUUGGCACCUAUGAUGGACGAUGUAUUUUCUAUGACACUGAGCAUUUGAAAUAUCAUACGCAAAUACAUGUACGAUCUACCAGAGGACGCAACAGGGUUGGAAGAAAAAUUACUGGCAUUGAACCGUUGCCUGGAGAAAAUAAGAUCCUGGUGACCUCCAACGACUCCCGAAUUAGACUGUAUGACCUUAGAGAUUUGUCAUUGUCUAUGAAAUACAAAGGUUAUGUCAACAGCAGCAGCCAGAUCAAAGCAAGUUUCAGCCAUGAUUUUACGUACAUUGUUAGUGGCUCAGAAGAUAAAUAUGUUUAUAUUUGGAGUACUUACCACGACCUAAGCAAGUUUACAUCAGUCCGAAGAGAUCGCAAUGACUUCUGGGAAGGAAUUAAAGCACACAAUGCAGUUGUCACAUCAGCAAUCUUUGCUCCAAACCCAAGUUUGAUGUUAUCGUUGGAAAUGCCAUCUGAGAAGGCUGAAGCUAAUGAUCAAGAUAAUGAUUCUCAAGUAUCAGAUGCCAUGCCUUCUGGUGCCCUGAAGACAGACCAUACGGAAGUUCUUCUGUCUGCUGAUUUCACUGGAGCAAUCAAAGUGUUUAUCAACAAAAAGAAAUUUGUAGCUUGACUUGUGUGAAAGCAAUUCAAAAUAAACAGAGAUGAGUACAUUUCUGUAGGCAUCCUGAGUGAAAAAACAUUGGAGUAGUGUUGCAGGCUAACAUUGUUUUUAAGCUGUUCAGAUCUAAUAUGUUUUGGGAGGCAGUGUCAAGGAGCUAGUAACUGGGCCAGGUAGACUAGAAAGGGCACGUACGUGCAAGAAGAGAAUUGCCCAGUGGUUGGCCUGACAUUUUAAAAAUGGUUGUGGUUUUGCUAUAUAGUUGUCAACAUGCAAAGGUUUCUGCAUGAAAUAUAUUCAUCUAUGAAUCUCCUGUGUGUGCCUUUUUUUGGUUACAUGCCCUGAAUUUAACAGCUCAGUUCUUCAGAGGCUCUUUUGGCCAUUCAAUGACAGGAAAAUGGUUUUGGUUUAGAGUUAAAAAAAAAAAAAAUCUUUUCUUUUGCACAGAAUUCCGUUUUUUGGUUUUUUUUUUUUUUUUGAAGGUGGUACCUUUGAACUCUUUGAGUGACUUGGAGAAGGUGAUACAGGUUUCCAGUAGGUCAACAACUAUGUGUAAAUGUUUUCAUAAAUUUCUCAAUUUGAGGACAAAUUGUUUUUGUGGCCCAACUUGUUGUGGAUUUUAGGGUUUUCUUUGUAUGUGUAUAUAGAAAUAGCAUUUCUUCUUUUUUGCACACUGGAGCACAAUGUUUCUAUGUAAAGAACACUUCAUUCCUUAUUUGUGGGCACUAGGCUCUGUGAGAGCUCACUUAAAAAGAAAUGAAGAUGAACUCGUUAGAAAUUCUUUUCUACAACAAUGUAAAAAUGAACUGUUUACAUUUUUUUAAGGCAUUGGAGUUUUCCAAAAUUAAGCUGUUUUGGUUUGAGUUGCUGAAUUUGAAAGACUUUGUAAAUAUUGUACUGUACCAAUGAACCCCAAGUGUGGUGUUGACGGUUAGCCUGUGUCUCAGAAAGUAAAAAUGUAUAAUUAAAAGUUGGUCCCCAA
This is a messenger RNA of Vombatus ursinus (common wombat), 3826 nucleotides long. It is a transcript of the gene WDR44, whose product is annotated as WD repeat domain 44. The record is from RefSeq and is a predicted model, not a curated record. NCBI's taxonomy places the organism in Eukaryota, Metazoa, Chordata, Mammalia, Diprotodontia, Vombatidae. The transcript has 20 exons. Gene Ontology annotation, molecular function: protein binding. The coding region runs from base 115 to 2856 and encodes 913 amino acids.